AUUACAUUUUGAGUUCUUACGGACGCCGUAACCAGAUUACAUGCGGAAUAUUUCGCUUAAAAAUGUCGCGGCCAAGAUUUCCAGGCUGCCCUGAUGCUCGUUUUGGUAGGGAACUAAUCACAUAUACACAUUGCGAUCAAGCUACUGGUGAUGUUAGUGAAGUAGAAGCUUUUGCAGAAAAUAUUCAAAAAGCAGUGCGAGAAUUUUCUGCUUUAUUUCACGAGGAUGAAGGUGGAGAUGAAGCAGACUUCGAAGGUUUCACUUCCGCAGACUUAGAGGAUGCUGAGUACAAUUUAAAGCAAACUCAACCACUUGAUUCUGAUGAGGAAUUUUCGUCUAAAUCAAGCGAAUCCGAAUCUCAUUCAUCCGAUUCUAAUGCAUCAACAACUCCUUCAAAAGUUAAACAAGACAAUUUUCACAUCAAAAGUGUGACAUUUUCCACUGACAAAUUAAAGUUAUCUAAAAGAAGACGACACUCUGAUAAUUUAGACAAAAAACAUAGCGAUAAUGAAACAGAUUCUCUCGUUGAACGUGAAAGAACAGUCUCAAAUGAAAAUAGACGGGAACGUCGUCCAAAUUCUAAGUUUGUCGGUGGAGACUUUCUAAAUAGUUCUAUUUCAAUUAAACGAAAAAAUUUAUUGAAAACUACAACUUCCCUCAUUCGAAAGCUACCUUAUAAAUCCAAGACUGUAGCAAAAUCGAUUAAAUAUUCUAAAACGAAAAAGAACGUUAAAAAUAAAUCGCCAGGUAAAGAAAUUAAUCUUAGUCAUCUUAUUUGUUCCUGCUGCGGAGUGUCAAUUUCUGCAAAAAAGAAAAACACAUUCAAAGAGUCAACAACCUAUUGUCUACAAUGUAAAAAUUUGUAUGAUAAUGUACAGAAAGGAUUAACCCAAGUUGAAUGUCCUUAUGCAAAGGAAUGUAAAAUUAGUGAUCUGGAAAAAUGCGACGCCUGCUGCUAUCAACGUUUCUGUGAACUUUUGUCAUUAAAUAGCGAUUUUACUUUGACUGUUCCAUCAGAGGAAGAGAAUAGUCAAACCAAGAAUUCAAUUAGCGAGGACACCGAUAACAAAAUUGAUUCAAUUUCUCCUGAUGUUCAUAUCGAAGCUAUUUGUGAAGUUUGCAAUUGGAAAACAAUAGUUAAAGAAUAUCUUGGUGUUUCAUCCUGUACAAAAUGUCGAAACUUGUUCAAUUACAAUAGAACCAACAGAAAGCAGAAAUUAUUUAGAAGAAACGUUAAUUGUACAGGAAAGUGUGACAUUCAACCUGUCAAAUUUGGCGGUUGUAGGUAUUGUUUGUCUCAGAAAUGUUAUAAUAUCUUUGAAGAGGGUCGAAAGAGAAGCAAAUGCCAAGGAAAAUUUAUAUUGGGUGAAAAGAGUACAACGCCUCAUUUAGCAAACGUUGAUUCUACUGCUUUAGAAAAAGAUACUAUGGAUAAGUCAAUGGAAGAAAGUAGUGAGGACGAAGCUAGCGGUCAAAAUGGUCCAAGAGUUAAGCACGUUUGUCGAAGUGCGUCUGUCGUAUUUGGUUUACCAUCAGCAAAUUUUGAAGAUGAAAACGAACCACCUGCACCUCGCCUUAGCGCCUUACCAACAAACAAAAAACAACGUAUUGCAAGGAAAUUCUUAGCUCGUGAUUCUGAUUUAGAAGAACUAAACGUUGACGAUAUGAUAGGUGAAGUUGCAAACAGUAAAAAGAGUACUCCUACUCCUAAUGCUACAAAAAAAACCAAUCGAUGCGGACGCUGUUCCAAUUGUAAACGAAAAAAUUGUGGAAAUUGUCCUAAUUGCAAGGAGCCUCUAAAACUAGGACGUGUUAAACUAGAUUGUUUGGAGAGAGUUUGUUUGGCAGUAAUCGAUAGUGAAUCUGAAUUGGGAAAGUUAAGGGGUCGAGAGUCUAUUCGUCGCAAGCGAUACAGAGCAUUUGAAGAAGACUAUGAAUAUAGUGAGUUAUCAACUACCGACGAUGAUUCGGAUAAGAAUUGUAUUUCCAAUGAGGAAGAACAAGAUGAGACUACUUCUCGAAUAUCAAAAAUUGAUCAAAAUGGAGAGAAUUUGAAAAUUAGGAAUUUCUUUCGUACCAGCGAUAGCGUGCCACCUGAAAGUCUGAUGAAACGGAAUCUUUCACCAGAUAAUAUCGGAAGUCGAAAUAAUGCUACUACAACGCGACUAGGAAGGCAUAUUAAGCCUAAAGCUCGCUAUUCAGAUUGCAAUUUUUCUAGUAUAACUGCUUCUUCAACUGAGAGAGCAGAUACUAAUGAUAAAAAAGAUAGAGAUAUUAAGAAAAAUCAAAGGUUAAAAUUGCUAAAAUCCAGCAAACUGCCUAAGAAACCUGAAAAGCAAGAAAAGCCGUCUGCUCCACCUGUUCCAAAGCAACCAAAAACGAUUAAGAAAGUAGAAGAAAAAAAAGAAAAACCAGGCAACAAAGAAAAGCCGAGAAGAAUAAGGACAAAGAACGUAGUUUGCGAAGAUAAUUCAAAAGUUGACCCAAAAUUGAUCCCAAGAUUGAAGUGGCCCCAAUCCGCAGGGGAAGAUUACAUAAAUUUGGAUUUUAAUGCAAAUCUUUCCCUAUCAGAAUGCUGGGCAGAGGGAUUUAGUGUAAUAACAACUGCAAAUACUAAAAUUCCAUCAGUUCUGUGCUACCUAUGUGGCUCCAUUGGCAACCAUAAUUUGAUAUUUUGCAAUGUAUGCUGCGAACCGUUUCACUUUUUCUGUUUAGAAAAAGGUGAAAAACCCAUAAAAGGUGCUUUGGACACGUGGAUUUGCCGUAAAUGCAUCUACUGCAGGGCUUGCGGUGGUUCAAAAAAGUCGCAAGAAUUAAAAAGAUGUAAAAUUUGUCAAGACGGUUAUCAUAUUAAUUGUGCAGGUCAAAAUCAUUUAUCCUUCGGCCCUCAAAAGUCUUGGAUAUGUCGCCGCUGUGUUAAAUGUAAAAAUUGCGGUAUCAAAAGACCAUCCGGAUCGUCUGGAAAGUGGUAUAAUGAUUUUACAAUGUGUCAUAAGUGUUCAAAAUCACUAAACCAAGGAAAUUUUUGUCCUAUUUGCAAACACUGCUAUAGUGACAGUAUUUUCGACACAAAAACAAUACAAUGCAGCAAAUGCGAUGUUUGGGUUCAUGCAAAUUGCAUGAAUAUUUCAGAUGAUAUUUAUGAGAUGAUGUCAAAUCUUUCUGAGACUCAAGCAUUUCGUUGUUCGAAAUGCUGUCCAGAUAAGGAACCUAUUUGGCUUUUAGAAUGUAAUAAUCAACUUCGUGGUGGGAUGACUUCUAUUCUGGAAAAGUUGAAGGAAUUUGAAAAUGUUUUAGAACCCUUGUCUCGUGAUAGCUUGGUUUUAUGCACUGAAAGUAACUUAAAUAAACAUCGCUCUACGAAAGAAACCCAUCCGUACACUUUUGAUGAUAUAAGUGAAAAGAUGAUUAAAGAAGAUUAUAGCGUCGAUUCAUUUUGUGAUGAUAUUGUAAGAAUUAUAAGAUUUAAUCAAAACAAUUGUCGUAAUCGAAUGAACAAAGAACAGGACAUAACAAAUUGCGUUGUUAAAUUUUUAGAGUUAAUGAAUGAAAAUUUCCCUUGGUUUGACUCAAGAAAAUGUAGAUUUUGGGAAUUUAGUCAAAUUUUUCCGGACUGUAUGCUACCAAAUGCUUGUAUGCCACCUAAUGAAGAUCACACAUAUGCAUCAUGGAUGAACGACAGUAGGGAGAUAUUUACAAAAUCAAACAAUAAUUUUGAUUUAUGCGACGCAUCAAAUUUGGACAUUUUAAAUAAAAAUGAUUCGAGGAAAUGCAGCUUUUGUCAAGUUGUCGGAGAUUCUCCUGUUGAAAGUGCAGGUAGAUUAUUAUACGCUGGACCUAAUGAUUGGGUACACGUAAACUGUGCCUUAUGGAGCGCUGAAGUAUACGAAAACAAUGAUGGACAAAUAUUCAAAAUACAAACUGCCAUUUGCAGAGGAAGUCAAUUGAAAUGUCAAAAAUGCAGUAUCAGAGGCGCUACUGUUGGGUGUUGUAAGCCAGGAUGUACCAGCAACUAUCAUUUUAUGUGCGCUCGUAGUGUUGAAUGUGUAUUUCAAAUUGAUAAGAAGAUGUUUUGCUCUAAGCAUCGCAAUUCAAUUAGUAAUCAAAUUUUAUCUCUACAAGCAUUUCCAGUUCUGAGAAGAGUGUUUGUUAAUUCUCAGAGUCGUAAGUCAUACAAGUCUGUAUUGCCAAACGAAGUGAAAGUUCUAGUUGGUUCAUUGACUAUAAAUAGCCUUGGCCAUCUAAUACCAUUAUCUGACAAACCUGACCAUCUUCUUCCGAAUGAAUUUCUGUUGCAACGAAAAUACUGGUCUUAUAAUUCAAUAAAAGAAAAGAUAACGUACUCUCUAAGAGUACAUUUGGUUCAACCAAUAGAUAGAAUUGAAGUGAAGGAAACAAGAAUAGUUCAUGAUGAAAAUCAUCCAGAUUUCGAUAUUAACGUGUUAAGAGAUUAUGAAGAAAAAGGAAUUCAUAUCAGUAAUAAGAAUUCAGAGAAGGAAAGAAAACUAUUUCAUUUAGAUUUGGAAAAACCUGAUUUCGAUUAUAGAAAUUUAGCUCCAAAAACACUAAAGCUGUUAGGCUUUCCGACAAACGAUAGUGAUAAUUUUAGUGUAUCAAAUAAUCUCAUAGAUUUAACUAAUGCUGAUAAUCAGGACGACCUACCUUCUUCCGAUAAUGAUGGUGACUGCUAUAUUAUUGUUAACAACGGAGCUGAUGAAGCAGAUAUUGCUUUAGAGUUUGAAUCAUAUAGUCAAGAUAACAUAAGAAUAAUUAAUGAAGACGAAAAGAUAAUUAUACCACAAAUUGAUGGUGCUAAUGAUAAAACAAAUACUCAAGGGAAAUAUCCGAAUAUUAAAAAUUGUUUUGUAAAAAUUUUACGUCUUCCUGAUGUAGCAGCAAAUGAAUAUUUAAAAGGAAAUUACAAGAAAAGUUCAAACGAAAAAUUACAUCCAGAGAUUAAAGAGUGUUCAGUUAAACUUGUUCGAGUGACUGCUCAACAAAUACGACAACUUUCCAGGCCAAAAAAUCUCGUUGAUUCUACGGAAAAGAGAGAUUAUUGGUAUUGUUCAAAAUGCUAUGUUGUUUAUAAAACGCAAAAAGCUCAGGAUUCUCAUCAAAAACGUUGUGCGUUCAAAGAUAAUGAAAAGGAAAAAAAUUCUAACAAAGUUGAUAAAAAUGACACUGAUACGGAUGAGGAAGUGGAUUUCUUUCAAAAUGGUCCCAUGGAUAACAGUAAUAAUGUUAAAAAAAUGGAUACUAAUGGGUUAAAUAACAAAGUGAAGCUUCCUAGUAUCCAUUGUUUUGGUAAAAAUUCUGCUUCUAAUUUAACUUCAACAACCUCACAAAAUUAUCGUUUUCAAAAUUUUACAAUGGAUCCGAUUCACGAAAAGCUGAAUAGUGAAAAUUCUUUCAGUAGCAAACGAAAAAUUAGUUGUAACGCUCAAAAGAUUGUAGUUUGUAAAACAUUAAAUAAUCAGCCAAUGACGAAGCUAGAUUUGUUUUUUCAAUCAAUAUCUAAUGAUUUCAUGUCCAAUGUCAAUAGUUUACCUACAGAGGAGGAAAUUUCUAAUUUGAGUGAUGAACAAUUAGUAUCUACAUACGAUGCGGAUGGUAGCUUAUCCUCUUUUAUUUUGAAAAAAGCGCAAUGCCAUAACUUAGAUAUUGAUGUUAAAAAAAUUCGGUCACUAAUAGCCAAUCAAAUGAAGAAAAUGGUUGAGAUGAAAAAAUUAAUACCUCAUUAUAGAAAUAUUGCGUCGAAUAAUUCGUUGAAGAGAGGACCAACUAUUAUAAAAUUAAACACACCAGGGCAUGAUCAGGUUGAAAGAGCAACGUUUGAAGUACAGGGAAAACGACGAAAAAUAUGUGAUUUACCUAGUACUUCAAUAGAGAAAUCUCCUGAUAAAUCGUGUAUAUUGUUACAUUCCGAAAGAAGAAAGCUUAGACUUCCGCCAGCAACUCAGGAAAUAGAUGUACCUAGUACAGAUUUGCAAAAUUUAUACGGAAAAAAUAGUCAUGAUAAGAGUAAAGAUCCUAAUUUAUUUUUCGAAAUAAGAAGCGAGGGAAAAGUUUUAGUAGAGAGCAAAGCCGUCAAAGAAGCCUGGAUGACUUUGUUUAAGAAAGUUGCCGAAGUUCGGUUAGAUUCUAAUUUACCUCACUUAUCAUUUUCAUCUUGUAAACCUACUUUAUUUUCUGGAUAUGGUUUAAAAUCUGUAACUUUUCUUACCGAACAAUUGUUCGGCAACACUUUUUGUCGCCAAUAUACUUUUAAGACACGUAAAGUUUCUCCAGUGGAUUUUGUUCCCGAAUAUUCUAAUCCCUCAGGAUGCUGCAGAGCCGAGCCUUACAGGGACAGAAAAGCAAAAGAUAUGUUCAAUUUUUUACUUUCAAAACACCGAGUAUUUCCGACAACUCACUUCUCAAACGAUGCUCCCCAUCAUAUGUUGCAGAAGAGUCAAAUUCGAGCAACUGCAUCAAAUUUACCGCUCGUUAUGAGACUUAGACAUCUGCCAGAUAUGGCUAAGCAAGCUGUAACGGUCCAUAGAUCUCCAAUUCACGGUCGGGGGUUAUUCUGUCUUAGAGACAUUGAAAUGGAGGAAAUGAUUAUAGAAUACGCAGGAGAAUCUAUCCGAGCAAUCCUAGCCGAUAAAAGAGAGAGGGAAUACGAAAGAAAGGGAAUAGGAUGCUAUAUGUUCAGAGUUGAUCAUGAUACCGUUAUUGAUGCAACUAUGAGUGGUAAUGCAGGUCGAUUUAUUAAUCAUUCUUGUGAGCCUAAUUGCUAUUCAAAAAUUAUAAAAGACACAAAUAAUCAAAAACGCAUUGUUAUAUUUGCACAAAAGAGGUUAGUUACCUUCGCGCAAUUAUAUAAUUUCGCAAGAUAGACAGUUAAUUUUCUAUAAUCCUUUUUUCUUGCAUUGUUACAGUUUGAAAAGAGGAGAAGAGCUAACUUACGACUACAAGUUUCCACUCGAAGAUGUGAAAAUUCCCUGUUUAUGUGAUGCCAAAAAAUGUCGGAAAUACUUGAAUUAGUCAAGAAGCUGAUAAAAAAAAACAUUUUUUUGGUGCUUUUCUAUAAAAGUGCGAUAAGAAAAAAAUCUUUUCACUUCUUUGCCUUUGUUAUUCUUUAUCUAUUUUUUCCGUUUUGUUUCUUUUAUUCGGUUCUCUUAAUUUUUUUUAAGUCACCCUCAAUAAGAAAAAAGGACGUGUGUUGUGUUCACUUUGCCUAUUUAUAUCAAUGCUAUCAUAUUCUGAAAAUAUGUUUUAAGUAUACUUGAAAAUGUACUUUUAGAUAGGAAAAGGAAACUAAUAAUGAUAAAAAAAAUUAUUAAUACUUUUGUAAUUAAAUUUCGUUUUCUCAGUAAAACUUGACAUUUUUUACAAUUUUAAUGAAACGUAAGUUGAAAAACAGUAAUGCAUGCAAUAC
Molecule: messenger RNA, 7420 nt
Organism: Dimorphilus gyrociliatus
Lineage: Eukaryota; Metazoa; Annelida; Polychaeta; Dinophilidae
Source: the annotation of a GenBank genome assembly